Molecule: messenger RNA, 1184 nt
Organism: Rana temporaria (common frog)
Lineage: Eukaryota; Metazoa; Chordata; Amphibia; Anura; Ranidae
Gene: SCO2
Product: protein SCO2 homolog, mitochondrial
Exons: 2
Coding region: 238-1059 (273 amino acids)
Biological process (GO): mitochondrial respiratory chain complex IV assembly; intracellular copper ion homeostasis
Cellular component (GO): mitochondrial inner membrane
Molecular function (GO): copper ion binding; copper chaperone activity
Source: RefSeq, a predicted model, not a curated record
ACUGCAACAUGUCCGCAAGAGGCCGAAACCUGCCCACUGGAUUCAAAGCGGAAGCCAUUUUUCUGUAGACAUUCCUAUAGCAGAGUGAUACUUAGAUCUUCUAGAAAAUGGCGACAUUCCGCAUAUGUAACCACAUAUUAUCGAGACACUUUCAUAUGUAUUUCCUUGUUACAUAAACGCGAGCCUCCGCCUUUUAACCUUCUCAGGAAGACACAGAAGAGUGGAGGGGGCAUCAGGAUGUUAAGUCGCAUCCAACAUUUCUGCAGAUGGCCACCAUGCCACUUCAUAAAGCAAAGAAGCACAACCUUAGUCACCUUUUUGUCUGAGGGAAAAUAUAUAAAAGGUUUUGCUCCUGCAAGAUCAUUAUUUACAACUCCUUGUUUACAGAAAGCCCAGCAAUCAGGAUCUACAAAGGCUCCUCUUACCUUGCGCACAAGGUUACUUAUAAGCAUUGCUAUUGGCGGAGCUGCUGUGGGAGCAUGGCGCUAUUUGCAGUGGGAAAAAGAAGAGAGAAAGAAGCUGGAUCGAAUAAAGCAACUUCAAAAUAUAGCUGUUGGACAAGGAGACUUCAAUCUUCUAGACCACAAAGGGCAACUAUGCUCCAAAAAAGACUUGCGAGGGAGCUGGGUACUGAUGUACUUUGGUUUUACCCAUUGUCCUGAUAUUUGUCCGGAUGAACUGCAGAAACUGUGCUCUGUUGUGUCUCUGCUUGAAAAAGAGCCCACAGUGCCCCCGGUUUUGCCGGUUUUUGUAACUGUUGAUCCAGAACGUGACAGUGUGGAAGCACUGGCAAAGUACGUUAGCGAAUUUCACCCACGACUCAAGGGAUUGACUGGCACCCCAGAUCAAGUGAAAGCAGCAGCACAGGCAUAUCGCGUUUACUACAGCGCUGGACCUGCUGAUGAGGAUAAUGACUACAUUGUGGAUCACACAGUUAUCAUAUAUUUGCUAAACCCAGAUGGAUUGUUUACAGACUAUUAUAACCGUACUAAAAAUGACCAGGAAAUAGCGGAGAGUGUGAAAAAGCACAUGAAGACUUACAAGUCAAUAUUCGGCUGAAAACAAAAUGUUAAUUAUAGAGUUAAGGUACCAGUGAAUAUGACGCAUCAGGGGAGAUUUACUAAAACUGGAGCACUGGAGAAUCUGGUGCAGCUGUGCAUUGUAGCCAGAUCCACAGAGCGAGU